AUGUCCGCCACGCACCUUGCCAACCGGCAAGCCUUCUACCGUCACCGCAUCAUCCCUCGACAGCUGAUCGACACCAACCUGCGCGACACAACAACGACCAUCUUCGGCCACCAUGUCUCGGCCCCGAUCGGCUUUGCUCCGAUAGGAAUCAAUCGCAUCUAUCACCCACAGGCUGAGCUGGCCGUAGCCAAAGUCGCCGGCGAGCUCAACCUCCCCUACAGCCUCUCCACGGCGGGCAGCAUGCCUAUCGAGUCCGUGGCAGCCGCAAACGGCAAAGACUCGCCCCGUUUCUACCAACUAUACAUGCCGCAUGACGACGAACUAACGCUCUCACUCCUGAACCGCGCGUGGAAAUCCGGCUUCGACGUCCUCCUUUUCACGGUCGACACGGUCCAGCUGGGCUGGCGCCACGACGACGUCGCAACAUCCAAUUAUGCCUUCUACCGCGGCAUAGGCGGAGGACUAGGUCUUUCGGACCCCGUCUUCCAGAAACGCUGCCGCGAGGCAGGGAUCGACAUCGAGACGCAACCGGUCGAGGCGUCAACGAAAUGGAUCGACUCGGUCUGGCACGGCCGCGCGUGGUCAUGGGAUAAAAUACCCUGGCUGAUAGAGCAGUGGAAGCGGAUCUCGCACGGCCGCCCGUUCGUGAUCAAGGGGAUCCAGUCGGUGCAGGACGCGGAGAAGUGCAUCCAGUACGGCGUCGAUGGGAUCGUGGUGAGCAAUCAUGCCGGACGCCAGGUGGACGGCGCCAUUGCCAGUUUGGAUGCGCUGGAGAAUAUCGUCGAUGCGGUUGGGGACCGGCUCGUCGUCAUGUUUGAUUCCGGGGUGCGCGGUGCGAGCGAUGUGGUCAAGGCCCUUGCGCUGGGAGCCAAAUUCGUCUUUGUCGGGAGGUUGUGGGUGUGGGGAUUGAGUAUUAUGGGGGAGAACGGGGUGAGGCAUGUUAUGAGGUCCCUUUUGGCCGAUUUGGACAUUCUCAUGGCCGUUGCGGGAUUUAACAGGGUUGAUGAGUUUGAUCGGUCUAUCCUCGAGUCUUAUCCAAAGUCUUACACUUAUAUUGCCGACAAGGUGCUGUGA
Monascus purpureus is the source of this 1074-nucleotide messenger RNA. Lineage: Eukaryota; Fungi; Ascomycota; Eurotiomycetes; Eurotiales; Aspergillaceae. The record is from the annotation of a GenBank genome assembly.